AUGAGGAAGGUGACUCCUGUGGCUCGAGACGCUGCUGCUGACCCCCAAGAACAGAAGAAACCCAGAAGUGGUUCAGAUCUGAAGGGGGCCGACGUUCACAACGCCGAUUAUUCGCUCAACAAAAAGGGUCAAUCUCAGUGUCCUUCAUCCAGGGAGGUACCGUCUCCGGACAAACCUCGCAAAUUCAUCAAUCUUUUGCCUCCUCACGAAGUUCCUUCUCGAUGGACCGCAAGCGAGACGUGCAUAUGGCUGGUAUUCUUGUGCAGUUGUUUAGUUGGAUAUCUGUGGUUUUCUGACGGAAAAACAUCUGCGCUUCUGACGCUCUCUGCAGCCUUUUACACGCUAUCGGUCGUGUUUCUAGUCUUCAAUGCCCGUGUCUGUUCUAUAGCGGCUCAGGCUUUCUGUGGAACGCACGCGGCUUCACAUGCGACAGAAACCCAAUCCGCAACCUCUGCUUCCGAGUCUCGCCGAUUCUUUUCGAUUUUGCCUCUCUUGUGUGGAGGCUAUACGCGUCCCGCGAGUGCUGGCAUCUUCGCCAUUGCACUCCUCGCCCGUGUCGCCUGCAACCUGCGCCGUCCUGCCUAUUUGCCCAACGAUCGGACAGGUGACUGGCUGUACCAGACUCUGGAAAUCUUCUCUGCCCUUUUGUUGCUGCUUCUCGUCGGUGUCGUCUCUGCUAAUUCUCGCUUCUGUAGAGAUUUCUCAAAGCGUACAAACAGCUCGAUUUCCCGCUCAGAAGAGAAGGACGAAACUGAAGAAAAACGCGGGGAAACAAGCGUCAUUUCGGGGUGCCGCUGUGUUCUGGUGACAGCUCUAAUAUGCGGACUCGUUCUAAAGCACGACAUGAAUGAGAGCUUCUUCGAAGAUUUCGCGUGGUCCUUUGCUCUGUACGCCGAGACUUUGGCGUUCAUUCCCUUUGUACGUCACCAGCCUUUCGUGUUCUCUCAGCAGAAGGCAGGUGCUUGCGCAAAAAAGGAACAGGCGUCCCCCCUGACAGCCGAGGGACAACAACUCGUUGCAUAUCGAUAUCGCAGGAACCCCGUUUUAGCUCGAAGGCUAUGGAGGCAGUUCCUCUUUUCACUUGUCGUUUCCCGUGCGAUUCAAAUGGUUUUCUGGGCGGUAACCUUUGAGGAAUUCUCUCCAGAGGUUGACACAGACUCGAUCUCUGAAUUGCCGACAGAGCAAGGUGGCGAUCUGCCCGAUGAGUAUAUUCAGCACGACAAACGCGGAAUGGCUGACUUCUCUCUCGCAAAUCUAAAUAUUCGUGGUUGGUGCAGUCUCGCUGCAACGGUAGCGCAGCUGUGUUGUUCUCUCUAUCUCAUGAAAGUUUACUGCUCCACCCAGAGUCACUUGGAACAGGAGUAUUUCGUCCACCAAAAGAAUGCCUCAGAGGGAGAAGACGAGACGGACUAUACACGCUGCGCAUUGGAAGAAAAAACUGCUUCGCGCCAAACAGAAGCCGUGGAGGAGAAAGCCAAGGUUCGUGGGGUCCUUCGCAAACGGUUUGUGCCGGCGCCGCAGUGA
Neospora caninum is the source of this 1524-nucleotide messenger RNA. RefSeq lists its product as hypothetical. The transcript has a single exon. The record is from RefSeq and is a predicted model, not a curated record. Bases 1 to 1524 code for a protein of 507 amino acids. NCBI's taxonomy places the organism in Eukaryota, Apicomplexa, Conoidasida, Eucoccidiorida, Sarcocystidae.